Messenger RNA from Olea europaea var. sylvestris, 2154 nucleotides. Its product is annotated as peptide-N4-(N-acetyl-beta-glucosaminyl)asparagine amidase A-like. Gene Ontology annotation, cellular component: vacuole. Lineage: Eukaryota; Viridiplantae; Streptophyta; Magnoliopsida; Lamiales; Oleaceae. The coding region runs from base 56 to 1882 and encodes 608 amino acids. The record is from RefSeq and is a predicted model, not a curated record. The transcript has a single exon.
CAUUUUCAUUACUUUUUGUAAACCACCUUACUCAGGCCAUAAGCACCACAGGAAGAUGCCUCCUCUGCCGCUCAUUCCACUGUGCCUUAUCUUCUUCGUCUCAUUCUCCUCCGCCGCACCACCGCUUGACCACCAGUCCCGCUUUACCAAACACAAAUUUCACCUUAACAACAAGUCAGAUCCAUACCAACAAUACUUUGAAAUUACACGCCCUUUACCUUUCCACAACCUGAUUCCCUCAUGCAUACUCCCAGUCUUCUCCCACAUCUUCGAUAACACCAUCGGCCUGCCUCCUGCCACCGCCGACUACUCCCCUCCGUGGAACUGUACUUGGUCCCACGUCGUCCUCCACCUUACCGUCACUUCCAGUGGGUCCCAGUAUGAUCGCAUUGCCGGAGUGUGGCUUGACGGCGCCGAGAUCCUCCGUACUAGCACCGCCGAGCCCACCCCAGAGGGUGUCUUCUGGAAAAUUAGCAAGGACAUCACCAGGUAUUCUUCGAUCCUCCGUCAAGGAAACCUUACCCUCUCCGUCAUGCUUGAAAACGUCGUUAAUGAAGUCUAUACUGGCGUUUACCGGUUCGAUCUCACCUUCCUGUACUAUGAUGUUGGUCGUAAUUAUAAUGGCUCCCACGGAUUUAACUUCCCAUUGUCAUCAUUACCACUGAAGCAAAAGUCAACAACCAGGAAAUUGGGAGAAAACCGAGUAAUUUCAAAGUUGAAUAGUGAACAAAACUCGUUAACUUUAUAUGAUAAGCCGGCAGAUUUGAUUAUUCCGAUAGCUGGAAUUGAAGAUGAAGGUUUUUGGUUCAGAAUCGAGAAGGCUUCCGAUUUGAAGUACAGGGGGGUACAGAUUCCAGCAAAUACAUACAGGGCUGUGAUUGAGGUUUAUGUCUCAUUUCAUGGAAAUGACGAGUUCUGGUACUCGAAUCCCCCAGAUUCUUAUAUAGAACUCAACAAUUUGCAUUCAAAGAAAGGUAAUGGUGCUUACCGGGAAGUUCUGGUGAUGCUUGAUGAUAAUAUAGCUGGAUCAGUAAUCCCAUUCCCUGUGAUUUUCACCGGCGGGAUCAAUCCUUUAUUUUGGGAGCCAAUAGUAUCUAUUGGGGCGUUUGAUUUGCCUUCCUACGAUAUUGAAUUGACCCCCUUUUUGGGGAUGUUACUUGACGGUAAUGUGCAUAGUUUUGGGCUGAGAGUAGUUGAUGCUAUUUCGUUCUGGCUUGUCAAUGCGAAUUUGCAUUUAUGGUUGGAUGACAAUGUGAAAGAAGUUCAGGCUAUGACGUAUAAAUAUAUAGCUCCAAGUAGUGGCGUUGAUCGUGAAUCGAAGUUUCACAAACUCGAUGGCAAAUUCGAGACCGAAGGGAAGAGGAAGACUAAGGUUGCUGGGUGGGUGAAUUCGAGUUUAGGAAAUCUGACUACCUCUGUUUUUGAUAAGGUGAGGUAUGAGAACACGAUAAAGUUCAAAAAGAACGGGAGACACAAGACUGUGAAGCAGGAAGUGAAGGUGAAUAGAAAAUUAAGAAUUCUGUCUGAUAAUGGUACAGUGAUUUCAGUUGCCACUGUGGAGAAAAAGUAUCCCCUGAAAAUCACUAGUAAGACUUCGGCUGGAUCAACGGAGAACACUUAUUUGGUGAUCACAGAUCUGGAGAAUUCCCUAACGGAGGAGCAGAAGAUUGGGAAUUUUUCGAGCUCUUUGGAUAACAGUCAAGAAUCCAGUGGGUGGAUGUUUGUCGUGGGUCAUGAUGUCCUCUCUGGUGCAGCAACUACUGAUCAAAGUUACACUUACCAGGACAAUUUCAGUUGCUACUCUCAGAAAGUUUCAGCUGCCAGCGGCAAGCUUAAGAGUAAUAGCACGAGCCUUCUCUGUUCGUCAUCGUCGUCCUUGUGAUCCUGUUCGGCCGUGAAUCAAACGCAAACAAAAUGGUGUACAAGUCAUUUGUUUUUCGUAAGCCGUAGGACUUAGCCAGUUUCUAUGUUUGCCUGAAUAAGUGUGAUUCUGUUGUAGGCUUUUCUAUGUUUGCCUGAGUGUGGUUCUGUUGUAGGCUUCGGAUUCAAUAAUAGUACCAUCAACUAUGAUGUUUGUCUAUGUAAAUUAUCUGUUUUCUGAAGUUUUCAAAUCCAUGUCUGUUUAGCAAAAUUAGUUGAAACUUGUCUUCGUCA